This is a messenger RNA of Siniperca chuatsi (mandarin fish), 2164 nucleotides long. It is a transcript of the gene hacd1, whose product is annotated as 3-hydroxyacyl-CoA dehydratase 1. The transcript is spliced from 7 exons. Gene Ontology annotation, biological process: fatty acid elongation; very long-chain fatty acid biosynthetic process; sphingolipid biosynthetic process. Gene Ontology annotation, cellular component: endoplasmic reticulum membrane. Bases 143 to 871 code for a protein of 242 amino acids. Lineage: Eukaryota; Metazoa; Chordata; Actinopteri; Centrarchiformes; Sinipercidae. Gene Ontology annotation, molecular function: 3-hydroxyacyl-CoA dehydratase activity. The record is from RefSeq and is a predicted model, not a curated record.
GGCCACGCACUUGUUGCAGCACUAGUCCCGCGAGAGAGGGGAGCCGUGGGCGGAUAGAUGGAUGGAUGACCCUGCUGCUCCCCUCCCUACCAGCCCCAGCUGUCAGCUCCCUUCCUGACUUCCCCACCCUGCCCCCGGUACCAUGGCGUCCAGCGAGGAGGACGGCACGGUUGAGGAGAAGGAAAACAACAACAAGAAGAGAACGAAAAGCGCCCUCGCUACCGCAUGGCUCACUUUCUACAACAUCGCCAUGACCGCCGGGUGGCUGGUGUUGGCCAUGGCGAUGAUACGCUUCUACGUCCAGAAAGGCACACACAAGGGUCUGUACAGAAGUAUAGCAAGGACACUCAAGUUUUUCCAGACCUUUGCAUUAGUUGAGUUGGGACAUUGUGCCAUCGGAAUUGUGAGGACUUCUGUGAUUGUAACCGGGGUUCAAGUGUGUUCACGGAUUUUCAUGGUUUGGUUCAUCACCAACAGCAUCAGACAGAUCCAGAGCGAAGAAAGCGUAAUCCUAUUCCUGGUUGUGUGGACGAUGACAGAGAUAACCAGAUAUUCCUACUACACAUUCAACCUACUCCACCACCUGCCGUACUUCAUCAAAUGGGCCAGAUACAACCUCUUCAUCGUCUUGUACCCCCUGGGAGUCGUUGGGGAACUGCUGACCAUUUAUGCUGCUCUGCCGUUCGUACGCAGAUCUGGAAUGUACUCCAUGAGGCUCCCCAACAUCUAUAACGUGUCGUUCGACUACCACUACUGCCUCAUCAUCGUCAUGUUGUCCUACAUCCCACUGUUUCCUCAGCUCUACUUCCACAUGCUGCGGCAGAGGAGAAGGGUGCUUCACGGGGAGGUCAUAGUGGAGAAGGACGACUAGUCAAGCCACCGCCUCAUGCCUUCGUUUGAGCCAGCCUGCCUCCACAUCACCCUCACCUCCCCCACUUCAUCUCCACCUCAUCUUUUGCCGUUACAUACACCAUCGGCCGUUACAUUCUUCAUUGCACGGGACCGGAAGAGCCGCACAGAUGACGACCUGUCAGGAAGAAAGGAGUUCAUCAGAACUGAGCAAUAUUAACUGAUCCUAAGUAUUUCUUUAAAUGAUUAAUUCCUAUCUGAAUGGUAAUAUUGAAAACAUGUUUACAGUCCCAGUGUUGCUAGAGCUUGAGACAGAAGCCUGACGUUGUGUCUCAGCACAGAGUCCUUUAUUCAUCCACCAGCCUUACCACACCUUGUUGCACUGAAAAACAUGAGCCACAGCAGAGUCACAAUACUGCACCCACCUGUCUGAAGGAGAAAAAGGCAAAUGAGAGGCUUCCAGGGAAAUGUGAAAUGAAGCAUAGGAGGAAGAUUGUAAGUUGUGUCUCCUGAAGUGUCCCCACUUCAUCCCCUAAUCUACCCAAUUGUCAGUUUUAUUAUUUUUUAAGUUUAUUCCACCACAGUGAUUUUAUACAGACAGUGUGGCUGUAACAAAACAAGGUUUCAAAUGAGAGAAUAUUCAUAGUUCUAUCAUACCUCAACAAUAAACCUACAUUUAGACAAUAUGCUGCUUCUUUUGUGUAUGUUUGUUUUACCUUAUGUGUAAAUGAUGCAAUGUGAAAUGAGCGGCUAAUAAUAAGCAUAUUUCUUAAAGAUGAUUUAUUCACAUACUGUUACACUUAGAGCAAGCACAGCUCAAACUUAACAUUUUGUCUGCUUGGCUCAGCUCCUACAUUAUUUUAUGUUGCUUUGAUGUUUACUAUGUCAAAUUAAUUUACAAGUGUGCAUCUUAAACAAAAUUAAGUCAAAAAGUAGUAGCUUUUUCUAUAGACCACAAUUAAAAUUUGUGUGUGCACUGACAGUCUUCAGUCGCUGUUGUUUGUUUUUUAACAUAAAGAAUCUCAUGUCCAUGUUGAUAGAAAGGUAGUUAGAUUCCCUCCUACUUACGGUGCUAUUUUAAGAUCAUUUCAAUCUUCUGUGCAGCUGAAGAUGUAAAAUGAUUGAGAAGAAAUGUUAGUCAAUGAACUGCAUGGUUAUCUAAGAAAAUCCACAUUUUUUGCUUAUAAUCUGGAUUGGAGGAGAAAAAACAAUAAAAGCCAAUGUCACAUCACUGGAGAAGUUAUUUUUCAAGAACAAACAAUAGAAAUGUGAAAAUACCUUUUUGUGCAAAAUCAAUAAACUAAAUUCUACAAUA